CGCGCGCGUCGGUCAUGGUGAAAGUGGGCAUCAACGGCUUCGGCCGCAUCGGCCGCCUCGCGUUCCGCCUCGCGUACGACAACCCCGCGCUGGAGUUCGUCCACAUCAACGAGCACCCGGGCGCGGGAGAGAGCAGCGCGUAUCUGGCCAAAUACGAUUCGGUCCACGGGCACUGGACGCACGACUGCGAGUACGACGCGGGCAAGAACGCCAUCGUCGUGGACGGGACGCACGAGAUCUCGUACUCCGCGCACGACGCGCCGGGGGACGUGCCGUGGGAGGCGCACGGCGUCGAGCUCGUGCUGGAGUGCUCGGGGGAGUUUCUGACGCGCGAGAAGCUGGCGCCGUAUUUCGCGCGAGGCGUCAAAAAAGUGCUCGUCUCCGCGCCCGUGAAGGACGCGUCCGACCCGGUGCUCAACAUCGUGUACGGCGUCAACCACGACAAGUACGACCCCGCGGUCGAUCACAUCGUGACCGCGGCGUCGUGCACGACCAACUGCCUCGCGCCCGUCGUGAACGUGAUUCAGAGCAAGCUGGGGAUCGUCCGAGGAAGCAUCACGACGAUUCACAACGUCACCAACACGCAGACCAUCGUGGACGCCCCCAACGCGAAGAAGAGCGACCUGCGCAGGGCGCGGUCGGGUCUCAUGAUCCUCGCGCCGACGUCCACGGGGAGCGCGACCGCGAUCGCGCUCAUCUUCCCGGAGCUCAAAGGGAAGCUCAACGGCCUCGCCGUGCGCGUGCCUCUGUUGAACGGGUCGCUCACGGAUUGCGUCUUCGAGGUAGGACGCGCCACGACGCGCGAGGAAGUCAACGCGCUCAUCAAGGACGCCGCCGCGAACGAGAUGUGCGGCGUGCUCGGGUACGAAGAGAAGCCGCUGGUGAGCACGGACUAUAUUAACGACACGCGGAGCGGGAUCGUGGACGCGUUGUCCACGAUGGUCGUCGACGGGACGCACCUCAAGGCGCGUUCGAGUGUCUUCACGCCGGUCCCCGUACGACCGCGUUCGCGUUGUGAACUUCAUUCCUUAAGGACUUUCUCUCCCGGCGUAUGUUUCUCUCCGCCCAGGGUCCUUCGGUUUCAAUCCCGACGCACACACCUCGACGCCUUUCAACUCCGCCCCUGACGCCUUUCAACUCCACUGUACAGCUGUACGUGUGGUACGAUAACGAGUACGGGUACAGUGCGCGAAUGGCGGACAUCGCGAACAUGCUCGUGGAGAAAGGCAUGUAGAAAUACUCUUUGAAAUUUUGAAAGCAACUCACAGUCAACG
Micromonas pusilla CCMP1545 is the source of this 1274-nucleotide messenger RNA. RefSeq lists its product as uncharacterized. Lineage: Eukaryota; Viridiplantae; Chlorophyta; Mamiellophyceae; Mamiellales; Mamiellaceae. Bases 15 to 1127 code for a protein of 370 amino acids. The record is from RefSeq and is a predicted model, not a curated record. Gene Ontology annotation, molecular function: oxidoreductase activity, acting on the aldehyde or oxo group of donors, NAD or NADP as acceptor; NAD binding. The transcript has 5 exons.